AUGGACGGCGACGUCGACGAAACCGUUGGCGAAAAGGGUAACAGUGGCGGGGGCAAUCGUCAGCGACAGCAGCAGCAGCAGCAGCAGCAGCAGCAGCAGCAGCAGUUGCUGUGGCCGCCGCAGGCGCAGCCGCAUCAGACGCUGCUUCCGCAGAUGGUGCUUCCCGCAAGACUAGACUCAGCGGGUAACGCGGCGGGAGAGGCGGGCGGGGCAACCACUUUCAACCCGCUCCCCUUCCGGGACCUAACCCUCCCCGCAUACUCCCUCAUCUCCUCCCCGCACUCCCCCUCGCGCUCCCCCCCGCGCUCCCCGCCGCGCGGGAUUUCCCCGGGUUCCGCGGAACCCAUGUCCGCGGACGCCUUCUCCGCCGCGCCGUUCGGCUCCCCCUACCACUCUUCCGCCUCUGUCAGCGCAACCUUCCCCGCGAGCUCCCCCGCGUCUCCGUUCCCCGCGCCGUCGUGCGCGGGCUCGUGCUUCUUCCCCGCGGCGGGGGCUCCUCCUCCCCCACGGCCUCCGCUUCCCGCUCCGCUUCCGCCUACGCUUCCGCUUCCGCCGCCGCGGCAGGUGGACUGCCGGCGCAUGAACCCGCCUCUGGGGCGGUUGAUUUCGCGCCUGUGCGGGUUCCAGUCGGGGAUAAUGCAGCGCCGCCAGCACGUGUUCGUGAUGCACCACGGGGAGCGCGCGGACGCCGCCGACCCCCUGUGGGCGCGGAGAGAGGGCGCGGAGCGCGCGUGGGACCCGCCCCUGUCGGAAUGGGGGAAAUACCAGGCUUAUGAGGUGGGCAUGAGGCUGAGGCAGGAGGGGUGGGGAGUCACGCGCAUCGUGUGUGCGCCGUACCUCCGCUGCCUGGAAACCGCCCUCGAGCUGCUGCUCGCUCUCACUGACGCACAACCCCUUCCUCCUCCCUCCUCCUCUGCGCCCACUGCUGCUGCUCCUGCUGGUGCUCCCGCCGCUGCUGGCCCUGCUGCUGGUGCUGCUGAUGCUGCUGAUUCUGCUGGUGGUGCUGGUGGCAGCACUGGUGGCAGCUUUGGCACCAGCAGCAGCAUGGUACCGGGGGGUAGUAGCUUCCUCUCCUCCUUCUUCUCCUCGCGCUUCCGCCGCAGCAAACUCGGUGGUCGCCCUGCUGCUACUGCUACUGCUGCUGCUGCUGCUGCUGCUGCUGCUGCGGCUGGCAGUGCUGCCAGUGGUGCCAGUGGUGGUAGUGGUGCUGCCAGUGGUGGUGCUGGUAGCAGUGUAUCUAGCAUUCCUCCCAUCUCUUCUCCCCUCCCUCUUCCCUUUCUUCUCCUCCUUUCCUCGCUGCCUUCACAUACCCCUCUCCCUCCCACCUUCCGUUACCCUCCCCCAACCCCCGCCUUCCCUUUACCCUCUUCUCCGUUGCCUUCCAAUACCCUCCCCCCUUUACACUUCCCGCAGCAAUCAUCCCUCACGCCUCAGCCGAGCCUGGCCCUCCCCCCGGACCGCAAGCGCAAGUUCGGCAUGUGGGACGGGGCAUGGCAGGGCGCGGGAGGCGUGGGGGGGGAGGUGAGAGUAGCAGUUCACUACGGGCUGCAUGAGGUGGUCCGGCAGGGGGAGGGAGGGGCAGAGGCUGGCAACUCUGGUAAUAGCAAUUCUGCUGCCUCGCUGGCACCUCGCGAUUGGCUGGAAGGCAUGUUCCCGCCGGGCGCAGUGGACAGGAUUCUGCCAGUUGUCGCUGGGUCGGCAGCUGCUGCUGCUGACGUGGCACUGCCAGGCUGGCCUGAGGACGUGGAGGAGGCAGCGUUGCGGCUGCUGCGGUCAAUUGACCACGUGGCAGAGCAGGUGGGCAGAGGGAGGGGACAGGUGGGCAAAAGGAGGGGGGAGGGGGGCGGGGCAAAGUGGGAGGGGAACAAAGUGGGGCAGGGAGGUGGCCGGUAG
This is a messenger RNA of Closterium sp. Naga37s-1, 1893 nucleotides long. NCBI's taxonomy places the organism in Eukaryota, Viridiplantae, Streptophyta, Zygnematophyceae, Desmidiales, Closteriaceae. The record is from the annotation of a GenBank genome assembly.